Messenger RNA from Meloidogyne enterolobii, 687 nucleotides. NCBI's taxonomy places the organism in Eukaryota, Metazoa, Nematoda, Chromadorea, Rhabditida, Meloidogynidae. The record is from the annotation of a GenBank genome assembly.
AUGAUCGUUUUUAUUAAUGCCUCCAGGGACAUCAAAUUACUUCUGCUCGGUGCUGGAGAAUCUGGAAAAUCGACAAUUGUGAAACAAAUGAAAAUUAUCCACGAGUCAGGCUUUACAGCAGAGGACUACAAACAGUAUAAACCGGUAGUUUAUAGCAACACAAUCCAGUCUUUAGUGGCUAUUUUACGAGCUAUGGGCAAUUUGUCUAUUCCUUUUGGAUUGCCUGAAAGAGAGUUAGACUCCAAAUUAGUAAUGGACGUUGUUUCCCGUAUGGAAGACACAGAACCUUUUAGUGAAGAAUUGCAUGCAGCAAUGAAACGAUUGUGGACUGAUUCGGGUGUUGAGGAAUGCUUUUCGCGUUCAAAUGAAUAUCAAUUGAAUGACUCUGCUAAAUACUUUCUCGACGAUUUGGAACGUUUAGGACAGCCCAAUUACGAACCUACAGAGCAAGAUAUACUUAGAACUAGGGUUAAAACUACUGGAAUUGUUGAGGUCUUUUUCACCUUUAAAUGUCUAAAUUUCAAAUUAUUUGACGUUGGAGGACAGCGUUCUGAACGGAAAAAAUGGAUUCACUGUUUUGAGGAUGUUACAGCAAUUAUUUUCUGUGUGGCAAUGUCUGAGUAUGACCAAGUCUUGCAUGAGGACGAAACAACUGUAAAUUGUUUAGAAAGCAUUUAUUUUAUUUAG